Anastrepha ludens (Mexican fruit fly) is the source of this 576-nucleotide messenger RNA. RefSeq lists its product as uncharacterized. NCBI's taxonomy places the organism in Eukaryota, Metazoa, Arthropoda, Insecta, Diptera, Tephritidae. Bases 1 to 576 code for a protein of 191 amino acids. The record is from RefSeq and is a predicted model, not a curated record. The transcript has a single exon.
AUGGCCUUAAAGAGGCAGCGAUCUACAGAAAGCGAAGGGAAGACAACCAACACAAAAAUAAGGUGCAAAGGCGACGCUGUAAAGCUUAUCACGAAGCACUUAACCAGAGACGGUGAAAACCCAUCCACAUCUAAAGCAGUGGCGGCAGUCAGUGAGGUAGCCAAGAAGCACUUGACCGUGGCACUUAUUGAUCGCAGUAACCCGUUGGGACGUAUAAUGCAGGAGCAAUGGAAAGUAGUUGAGAUGAGACUACUGAAAGCUCUGUUCACAAAAAUUGACGCUGAUCCGAGCAGAAGAAUGCCUACAUUUGAUGGAGCGGGUUGGUUCAGCGGCGUCAAGAUAAUAAAAUGUAAAGACGAUCCCACUGUCAUGUGGCUUAAGCAAGCGGUGAAAAAACUUCAAGGCCUAUGGGAAGGGGCAUCUCUUGAAAUCGUGGAUCGGAGUUGCAUACCAACCAUACCGAAAGCUAAGGUGCAGAUACCGCGCACGGUCAAUCCAGAGUAUGGCUUAAAACUCCUGCAACGACAAAAUACGGAUGUUCCUACCGAUGAUUGGAAGGUGUUGAAGGUGGCUUAA